This is a messenger RNA of Encephalitozoon hellem ATCC 50504, 339 nucleotides long. Its product is annotated as 60S ribosomal protein L22. The transcript has a single exon. Lineage: Eukaryota; Fungi; Microsporidia; Unikaryonidae. Gene Ontology annotation, cellular component: ribosome. Bases 1 to 339 code for a protein of 112 amino acids. The record is from RefSeq and is a predicted model, not a curated record. Gene Ontology annotation, molecular function: structural constituent of ribosome; RNA binding. Gene Ontology annotation, biological process: cytoplasmic translation.
AUGGCGACAGCAUCUGAAAGGACCACAAGGAAAUUUACCGUUGACUGCACGAAGCCAGCAUCUGACAGUCUAAUCACCCCUUCUGACCUGGGGGCGUUCCUCCAGCAGAAGAUCAAGUGCCAUAUGGGCAAGAAGGAAAAGCUCCUUCAGAUAAAUGUGAAUGGAAACAUCGUUGAAGUAAGCGUUACUGGAGGAUUCAUAAACAAGCAGGGGCUAAAGUGGCAGACAGGAAGGUUUCUACACAUGAAAAAGCUCAGAGCUUUUAUCAAGAUUUUUGCACAAGGGCCGGAUGGAUUUGAACUCAGGUACAUUAAUGUCGAAGAGGGUAAGGAGGAAUAA